Molecule: messenger RNA, 1119 nt
Organism: Hordeum vulgare subsp. vulgare (domesticated barley)
Lineage: Eukaryota; Viridiplantae; Streptophyta; Magnoliopsida; Poales; Poaceae
Exons: 1
Coding region: 92-925 (277 amino acids)
Source: RefSeq, a predicted model, not a curated record
GCUGAAAGGGCAGACGAGCCAUCCAGGUCGAGCUCAUCAACCGCCCCAGGAAUCCAGCUUAGCUUAGCUACCGCGUCUAAGUCUCACAUCCAUGGAGAGGAAGGCCAAGAAGCACGCGAGGACCAGGAGCGGCGCCCUGGCGUCCUUCCUCAGGUCCACGGCGGCCUCCUUCUCCUCCUCCACGAGGACCACCUUCGCCUCCCGCCCGGCCGGCGGCGGCGGCAAGUCGUCCUUCAACCACCGCAACGCCUUCUCGGGCCCCAUGGUCUCCAUCGUGCCGCCCGAGGCGCGCGGCGGCGGAAGGAGGCGGGGCGGCAAGCAGGGAGGAAGCGGCAGCGGGUACCGGACGCCGGAGGCAUCGUCGCCCAAGGUGUCCUGCAUCGGGCAGAUCAAGCGGAGCAAGUCCAAGACCAGCAAGAGCAAGGCCAGGAAGGCGCCCGACGUCGCCCCCGGCCUCGCGGCGGCCUGCGGGAUGGACGGCGGCGCCUGCCCGAUGCCGCCGCGGCCGGCGCCGGCCCACAGGCCCAAGAGCUCCCUGGUCAAGCGCAUGUUCUCCCGACGGAGCAGGUCGCGGCCUUCGGCCUCGUCGUCGUCCCACAAGGCGAGCGGCGCCGCCGAUCUUUUCAAGGGGAGGCCGGGGAGCAGCGCCGCCGUGGCCGCUGCGCCGGUGUCGGGGCCGGGGAUGGCAGGGCUGGGACAGAUGAAGCGGUUCACGAGCGGGCGCGGGGCAUUCCAGGACUUCGACUGGAGGGAUGCCGAGAGGAGGGGCUCCGACGUCGACCAUGAUUACGAGGACGACGGGUUCGUGGCGUUCUCGGCGCCGCUGGUGCUGGGCGGCGGGGUGGUGGCGUCGGAGCCCAGGAAGGAGGUGAACCUGUGGCGGCGCCGCCCCAUGUCCCCUCCCACUCCGCUGGAGCUCCCCUGAGAUGAGAGCGGUCGCCGCAGCAGCUAGCCUACCUGCAUGCAUGCAGGCCAUGCCGAAUGUGUUCAUCCCUAGAGUUUGUACAGUAGUGGUAUACUUGAUGCUCAUACAAAGUAUAGGUAGUAUCGAUUUGAUCUUGUAAAUGCGUGAUGAUCGUCUAUUCUGGAAGGAAUUAAAGAUUUUUUGCAUGAGUGAAA